CUUGUUCUUCCCCAGUGUAGCUGUUAGCUCCGUGCCUGCCGGCUGUUUGAAUGGUUUAGCGGCGGACAGGAAAGCUGAACUGGGAUGAGAGUUCUAUAAAACUCGCAUUGCUUAAAAAGAAGAAGAGGAACCAGACUGCCCGGGGUUGAAAAAAGGUGAGAGUGAGAGAGUGAUAGAGCAAGAGAGCGAGAGAGUGAGUGAGUGAGAGAGAGAGCGAGCAGAGAGAGAGAGAGGCCAUGGAGCAGCAGAGACAGAGGGCUCUCUCCACAUCAGGAGAAUCGCUGUACGCUGUGCUGGGAGUCGACAAGAGCGCCACGACAGAGGACAUCAAGAAAUGUUACAGGAAACUGGCUUUGAAGUUUCACCCAGAUAAGAACCCGGACAACCCAGAGGCAGCUGAGAAGUUUAAGGAAAUCAACAACGCCCACUCCAUACUGGUCGACGCCACCAAGAAGAACAUCUACGACAAAUACGGCUCGCUGGGGCUCUAUGUCGCAGAACAGUUUGGAGAGGAGAACGUCAACACCUACUUUGUUCUGUCCAGCUGGUGGGCCAAGGCCUUGUUCGUCUUCUGCUGCCUGGCCACAGGUUGUUAUUUCUGCUGUUGCCUGUGUUGCUGCUGUAACUGUUGCUGUGGUAAAUGUAAACCUCGGCCGCCCAUGGACCAGGAGCCCGAGUUCUACGUCUCCCCCGAAGACCUGGAGGCCCAGAUGACCGCUGACGAGAGAGAUGGCGGUGAGCCCAUCGUGAUGCAGCCAUCCUCAGCCACAGAAACCACCCAGCUCACCUCCGAUGCCCACCACAGCUACAGGACCGACGCAUACUAAACACACACACGCACACACACACACACACACACACACACACACACACACACACACAUAUAUAUACAAACAGACAUUCAGUUCACAUCUGACAAGUAACCACAGCUACAGUAUCAACCAAUAACACACACUGCUCCACCACAAUCACAGGACUGAUACAUACUACACAGACACACAUUAGCAACACUUUAUUUGUCAGUUCAUCCGUAGCAUUAAUUAUUAAUUACACACACACACACACACACACACACACACAACACACACACACACAUAUAUAUACAAACAGACAUUCAGUUCACAUCUGACAAGUAACCACAGCUACAGUAUCAACCAAUAACACACACUGCUCCACCACAAUCACAGGACUGAUACAUACUACACAGACACACAUUAGCAACACUUUAUUUGUCAGUUCAUCCGUAGCAUUAAUUAUUAAUUACACACACACACACACACACACACACAAACACACACACACACACACACACCAACCAGCAAACAAUACAUUACUGACAGUUAGCAUUGGCUCACCAGCUCAGCCCAAACUUUUCCCUCUCUAAAUUCAAAAAGAGGUGGAGAGAGGAGAGAAGAGGAGGAAAGAAGUGAAAGAUGAGGAGAGAAAAAUAAACUUUUAACACUGGUUAGACAAAAUGUAAAGAAACAUGAGUGAUCCUGUGUGAACUUCUUCCUACACACACAUCAGACAACCAGUUUUAUUACGCAGUGUAACAGUCACUUUAAAGAGUGACAGACGCUCACAAUAAAAGGCUGUCAACAAAAAUAGCAAAUAUGCUUUAUAACAAUCAACAUGAUCCAAAUGUGAUCAGGAGCAUGGACCCCGAGUUAAACAGGGACAUACCAACUGUCUCACAGCAGGGCAGCAUUAAGGUUUUAGUAUUGACUUUGCAAAAUUUACUAAAUACAUUAGUAGAUGGUUUUAGCUGUAGGAGGUAUAAACUCCUUUUUUUUUUUUACACACUACAAAAAUUAUGAAUAGGAAGCAUGAAAACGGCUGAAGCUCAGCACAAAAACAAAGUAAAAGCCUUACAAUUCCUGCUGUUGUCGAUUAAACAGUGGGAAGUGUAGUACUGGAAGAUAAGUAACACUAAAAAUGUGCAAUGAAGUUUUACAGUAAUGCUUUUGUCAUGUGAGACAAAUUGUGCCAUAGUCGGCUUAAGGCAUAAAAUUGUGUUUUCACUUCUUAUAUUUCUUUUUCUGUAGUUUGUUAUUGUGAGCACCAGCACGGUCCUGAGAAAGACGCCUGUCGAGAUGUUGUGGAGGGAGGUGGAUGUUCUUCUUCUUUUGUUGCUUAAAUCUAAGAGUUAAGGAAGCCAUUGCGUGUAAUAAACUUUAUAUUGUUGGUUGUAGCUGUAAAAACACGUUGCAUCAUUUUUGUCAACUGCCGAUAUAGGACACAUGAUUCAGCACUUUGUUGUUAAUGAGUCAGAAACAUUAUUUUCUGGUGCGUGAGAAAGAAGCUGUCUCCUCCGAGCUCGCUGGGAAACUUCUUCUCGCUCUGCUCCACGCUGGCUGGAAGUAGGUCAGUGACCCUAUCUUUAUGUUCUGUGAGGAGCUGAUAGGACUUGGUGGGGGUGGGGGUAGAGGUGUUUAUUUGUCCUCAAUACCCUUAUGAACAUGAUCACAGGACACACAACACACACCCACCCCCUCGGUAUGGAGAGGGCAGCUCGCACGUCAACAGGUGCCACACUGGCAUCGAUUCCCCCUCACUUCUCUUAAAUCAAACAAAAAGUGGUGGUUCAGAAAGUUCAGUGCGUCUUCAUUCUGAAGUAACUGCAGGUUUUGCUUCGGCAGACGGAUGGUCCCUACAAACCAACAAGUUAUCACAAAAGUCCGAGACAGUUGGAAAGAGAUUCCUAAAGAUUUGAACUAAUUAUGUUUGAUGAAUGUGGCCUGUAGCCUCCUGUUAGCAUGUCAGCUCUCUCUGUCAUCCAGCACAGUUACCGCUGCACAAUUAACCAGAGGAGGUUUCAGAUUCUUCUGGAAACUGUGCAGCUGCUGGGACUGAAUCUUAACCAUCCCUUGCACGUGUGACCAUGACUGAACAGAUAGCUGGAAAUCAACACCAGCCAGCAGUCAAGUAAUACUGCAAAUGUUUACUGUCACUGGUGGGUUUUUUUCUACUCCAUCCAGGGUCCAUGGAAAGUCUUGUAGUGAUCAGUUACUCUUAUUAUUUAAUGACAACAUAAUCACACUGCUUCAGUUUCACAGUUAGUCACAUUAACACAACUGUGGAUUCAAUGCGAUCCUCCUCCUCUCUCUCACUUUCUUCUUCUUCACUUCUUCCUGUGUGUUCGCUUUUCCUUCCACAUGUGAAGGACUGAGCUCACUGGUUGACAUUUAAAGCUGAGUCCAGUGUUACUAGUGCCAGACGUUACGUUACCAGUACAUUACCAUAUAUUAGUGACCUUUCGCUGUCCCCCUGAAGGACAUACCACACACACACACACAUACACUGAUUGAGCCCGAUUUUUGUUUGUUUUUAGUUUUCAAUUUGUUUUGUGAGAAAGUAAAAGAUACUGUACAUGUUGUGUAAACUGUGUGUUUAGAUUUCACUGUAUUUCUUUGAGGAGGUCGGAAAUUUGAACACUUUUUUUUUUUCUUCUGUUCAUCUCUGUAGAUUUGCUUUUCAUUGUUUUUCUUAUUUAUGUUAAUGAAUGGAGGAUAUCGAUAUCCAAAGUCUUACUUGUUUGUGUGGCAGCAGUUUAGCAGAUUAUACAAUUCUCAAAGCAAAUGGAAAGCAGUUUACAUCAGACUGAUUAGUUAGGGUAUGAUUUUCCAGAAUAACACUUAAUUUUUUGUAGUUCCUCUUUAUUUGUGACACACGAGUAUCACUCUCACUGCUAUUGUAGAAAACACAGGAACAUUGUGGUUGUUUGUGUCAACUGUUUAAUUUUUGUAAGAAAAAAAACAAAAAAAAACCCUCACACCUAGAUCCACAGGCUAAUUUGCUGACUAUAUUUCCUUUGAUUGCUCAAUCAAACACACACUCAUGUAUUUAUACAUAUCAUGAGAAAGUGCAAUAAGAGCUAAAUAAGUCUCUUCCAUGGCUGCCCUCCAGUUCUAGACUUCCAAUUGCAAUUUUUAAAGGUUUCAGGAAAUCUGCAGGUUCACAAAAAAUCUUUUAAAAAACGUUUUAGGCCACAAAGAAGAAUGAGAUCAAGUUAUGAGACGUCUUCACCAUUAAAUCACACAAAUUCUUUUAGAUCAGUACAAAUCAGAGUUAACACAUUUGAACACAGGUUGAUGUCGGAUUUUUAUUCCUUGUUUCGGUUUUUAAGUUUGUCCUCAAAUUUUUCAAAUUAUAUUUCCAGUCCAAUUUUGGAUUAAAAAGAUCUUUCAGGAGCCGUUUUAAAGGGUUUUUAUGAAACCUGCAGAUGCUCUGUUUUAACCAAAUUUCUCUUCACCUGACUAGUUUUUGUGCUUCAUGUCAUGUAAUCACUGCCUACUGAAAUGUCACAUUGUUAAAUCCCUAAUCCCUGAUAUAUUUCUGUCAUUUCUCCUCUUUUGACCAAACAUGCAGCAGUGUCUGAACAAAUGCAGCGCGGAGUCAACAAACUUCCAUUGUUAGAUCCAAAACAAUGACAUGAAUAUAGCAACCAGAUGAUAAUAAUAUUGAAGCAUUAUUUUAUUUAUUUUAUUUUUCUUAUCUUUUUAAUAAUUGAUUAACGACUAGCUGGUAUGUCAAGGGGAUGUAUAGCAUUUUAGAUGUGAACCAUUUUGACGACAUGACAAAAUGGCAGACCUGCUGUAUAUACACGCAGUGGCACAGUACAUACAGACGUAGAGUUUUCUGUUUUUAGCAUGGACUAAUAAUGUUUUCGUCUGUCAGGCAGACGUAUGGGUAAAUUAAGUAUCUGAUGUACUGUUGUAAAAUAAAUGUUUCUGAUGCUUCAGAG
Molecule: messenger RNA, 4744 nt
Organism: Seriola aureovittata
Lineage: Eukaryota; Metazoa; Chordata; Actinopteri; Carangiformes; Carangidae
Gene: dnajc5ab
Product: DnaJ (Hsp40) homolog, subfamily C, member 5ab
Exons: 5
Coding region: 237-827 (196 amino acids)
Biological process (GO): regulation of synaptic vesicle cycle
Cellular component (GO): intracellular membrane-bounded organelle; presynapse; membrane
Source: RefSeq, a predicted model, not a curated record